Messenger RNA from Rhopilema esculentum, 3632 nucleotides. The record is from RefSeq and is a predicted model, not a curated record. NCBI's taxonomy places the organism in Eukaryota, Metazoa, Cnidaria, Scyphozoa, Rhizostomeae, Rhizostomatidae.
UUUUUUAUUUGAAAAUUUUUUGGACAAGCAACUUUUUCAAGCAGCAUUUUUCGCAACAGCGGCUUUUUUGCCAGUGCGAAAAUCGAAAUCGCUAUUUUCAGCCCAACUAAAGGUUUUUUCAACGGAUUUUGAGAAAUUAGAAAAGCGACUUCUCGGAAAACUAGGGUGGAUAUAUCCAGCCCAGUCCACCUCGUGGCGAUGCCACUGGCUCCGGCGUGCCUGAGUGUAGGAGAAACACGGACAGCUAGAACGAGGUAUCGUGGAAGUUGGCAAACGGCGAAAUGGUUGGCAAACGUCCCGCUGCCAGGUGACACACCCCCCUGGAUUCGCGCCGCGGCCGACUGUGAAUCAAAGUCAGUGAAGCCACAUUCAAUGAUCCGUUUGAGUUUCCUUGCCCGUGCGACAUGGAGCAAAUGAAUUCAAGUGAAAAGAUGUUUUCCAGCGAUCCAGGUUUCGUGAAGAUCAAGAAGUCAAGGUUCUGGAUCGGUGUUCUUGCUGUAGUGGUCGUUAUAUUUCUUGUUGGUAUUCUCUCUGGGGUGUUAUCUGCAAAACGGGAGAAGGAACUUGCGGACGAACGUUAUGCAAAUGCUAUGGUCAAGCGAGAUACAGAUAAAACAACAAGACCCCCUUCAAAGGCCCCAUCAAAGGCGCCAACGCAAGGUCCAACCAAUGCUCCUACGAAGCCACCAUGUACCGGUGGACCGUGGUGUAAUGUGCGACUGCCCGGUGACGUCACACCAUACCAUUACAACCUUGCUAUCAAGGCCGAUGUUGAUGGACUGAAGUUCAAUGGGACCCAAACAAUGUUUUUCAAAGUGACGAAAUCGACAAAGUACUUUUUGUUCCAUUACAAAGAAAUGAUGAUAACUGGGUGGCGGAUCUUCACAAAAGGAAGAUCUUCCGAAAUCAAGAUCAAAUCAGGCCUACCAAAGCCUCUGAAUGAGUUUUUUGCGAUCGAAACUGAGGCUGAAAUGCCAAUUGGUGAUUACGAGGCAGAGAUCCAUUUCAUGGCAAACGUUUCAAUUAAAUUGACCGGGUUUUACAAAAGUACUUACAAAAACCAAAUGGGAAAAACAAGAACGCUGCUGACAACGAAAUUUCAGCCAACGGACGCGCGCAAAGCCUAUCCUUGCCUAGACGAGCCAAAUUUGAAAGCCAGUUUUAACGUCACCAUGACCCACCCAUCGCAAUAUAAGGCACUUUCCAAUAUGCCAGUUACUUCAAGAGCCACCACAGGAGGCUGGACGACAACGAGGUUUGGCAAAACCGUGCGAAUGUCCACAUAUCUGAUUGCAUUCAUUGUUUGUGAUUUUGAAUACAAGCAAAAUAUUGCUGGAAUUGGGAAUAAUAUUACUAUGAGCGUUUACAGUAGCCCACCACAAAUUAACAACACAGACUACAGUUUGAUGCUUGGCAAAGAGAUGAUGACGUAUUUAGAAGACUUUUUUGGUGUUGUGUACCCAAUGCCAAAGCUAGAUUUCGUUGCUAUACCAGACUAUGGAUCAGGCGCUACGGAGCACUGGGGGGUCAUCACCUACAGAGAAGCGAGGCUGUUGUACACCAAGGGGAUAUCCUCUGAAGGAAACAAAGAGAAUAUUGCAACCAUUGUUGCCCACGAAUGCGCCCAUUUGUGGUUUGGCAACCUUGUAACGUGUAAAUGGUGGAAUGACCUGUGGGUUCAGGAGGGUAUGGCGAGUUACAUCGAGUACUAUGCAGUUGACAAAGUCCAUCCUGACUGGAAGAUGAUGACACAGUUCUUUAUUUAUGAUUGGAGGAGCGGCAUGUCCCUUGAUGCUCUUGCGUCGUCACAUGCCAUCUCACUGCCCGUGUCUCAUCCUAAGCAGAUAAAAGAAAUCUUCGACUCAAUCACAUACAGAAAGGGAUCGUCCAUUAUAAGAAUGCUGGAUCAUUUUUUGGGGGUCAAGAAGUUCAGAGAAGGUCUAAAGGAGUAUUUGACGAAUCAUCAGUUCGCUGGUGCCACAAGUGAUGACCUAUGGAAGGCAUUCGAUAAGGUGACAGGUCAAGACAUUUUCGGUAUGAUGAAAACCUGGACACUACAAAUGGGUCAUCCCCUGAUUAAUAUAACAAUUGACCCGAAAGAUAGAACAAAGGCAAUCGCAACACAACAACAUUUCCUGCUUGAUCCAAAGGCCAAAGUAACAGUGAAAUCUCCAUACAACUACAAAUGGGUCGUCCCUCUGUCGUACGUCACCCAAGAUAAACCUCACGAUGCAAAGACAAUCAUCAUGAACAUGACAUCAGGAACUCUCAGCGGUGUAUCUGAGUCAAAAUGGAUCAAAGCAAACUACAAAUCGACUGGAUUUUUCCGAGUUACAUACAGCGACGCAAACUGGAAGCUUUUGGUUGACCAACUCAACACAAAUCAUUCGGUAUUCGAUCCGCUGGACCGUGCAGGAAUUAUCGAUGACGCAUUCAAUUUGGCCAGGGCAGGCAAGCUGAGUUACCAGAUCGCUCUCAGCACAACCCAGUAUCUUGAUAAAGAAACGGACUACGCUGUUUGGCGGACAGCAAUAAGCAAUUUGAACUACAUGAACAAAGUCCUGAGCGCCCGACCAGACUACAACGUGUUUAGGAAAUACAUGAUUCAGAAAAUCAGGCCCAUGGUGAAAGCAGUUGGUUGGAAUGAGACAGAGAAGCAUCUCAAUCAGUACAAACAAUCUCUUUUUCUAUCUACUGCUUGCAAUUACGGAGACGAAGAAACAUUGGCUGAGGCCCAAAAGAUUUUCAGUGAUUGGAUGACAAACAACAAAACGAUUAGAGCGCAGCUGAAAUCCUUGAUCUAUUCCAAUGGAGUUUCAAAUGGAGGAAGCAAAGAAUGGGAUUUUGUAUUUAAGAAAUUCACAAACGAGAAAAACCCAACAGAGAAGGGCAAGCUGCAGAGUGCGUUGAGCGCCACACAAAAACCAUGGAUUUUGAGAAAAUGGCUGGGCUAUAGCCUCGAUUCGAGUAUCAUUCGUACCCAGGACACUGUUUACGUCAUAACAGCUGUUUCUGAAGGAAAUCCAACAGGGAAGUAUGUCGCGUGGGAUUUCGCAAGAGCUAACUGGGAGAAAUGCAUGGAAAUAAUGACAGCCAAUAACUUCCAUGUUACAAGAAUGACAUCGGGUAUAACUGCCCAGUUCACAACUGAAUUUGAGCUGCAACAAGUAAAAGAAUUCUGGAAGAAAUACCCAGAGGCUGGGGCCGGGGCUAGAGCCCGUCAGCAAGGGAUGGAGCAAAUCCAAGCCAGUAUUGAUUGGGCGAAAAGCUAUGCAGGAACAGUCGAAGCGUGGCUUAAGACGCAGGUCAAAGUCUAGGGCGUUUGAACGCAGCUGAGCGCAGAUACCACGCGGGUUUGGUACCUGAGCGCAGAUAUCACGCAUAAUGUGCUGGUAAAGAAAACAGGCAAGCUCCUAAAAACUGCAGGACACUAAGGUGUGUAGAAAUUUGUCCAUUAAUUCUAAUCUUAUCAAUAUUUUCGGUGAUUAUGAGAUUUAUAUCUAAAUUUAAUUAUGGCAGGCCAUUUGUAAUAUUUUUAUUCAGGAAAACGUUUAAUCCUUAGCUGUAAACUAAUCAAUGAAUCUGAAAAAAUUGAUUGUGGAAAAUAAGAGCAGGGAAAAUAUAUUUUGUGU